CCGGCGGUUAAUGUGUUGAAACGAACUCGCUCUCCCCUCCCCGACAGAGUUUUAUUCUAUUCUCAUGUACGAUAGCCCUAUCGCGGGUCGGAGAGGGGCGGGGAGUCCAAAUUAAGAUAUUCCCAGGCAUGAAAGGGAAAUAUGUAUUCCGUAUCCUAUGAUAGACUUGCGGUACUCGAGCAUCAUCACACCUCCCACCACCGCCGCUACCCUACCCCUCUCCCUGAUUGGCGGGAGGGGGGAGGGGGUUCACUCGAGCACGGUAUUAUAUAGAGCAAUUUCAUUUCCACCGAAUUCUCGUGUCGCUUGUUUGUUGAACUGCAUUCUGGGAAUCUGCAUUGUUUUGUUUUGAUUGUUUUUUACUUUCUUUCUUUCUUUCUUUUUUUGCCCUUUCCCUCCCUCCUUCCUUCCUUUUUCUCCCUCUCAUUCCUUCCUUUUUGUUUAUUCCUCCUCGCUCAUUCUUUUCUUCUUCUUCUUCUUCUUCUUCCUCCUUCUCAUUCUUAUAUCAGACGGGGUGGUGCCCUCCGCAUUCCCUUCCUCUCCUUCGGGUUUUGUUGAAACGGUCGUGCCUGCACCCGCUUCCGAACCGACCACUAUAACACCACUCUCCUUUUUUGCAUAACCUGUGUGUCUACCUAUAUACACGGUGAGGACGCCGUCGGUACUUGCUCGUUACGGGUGACCACAUACCACGAUACAAUACAUAGAAUAUUAUACAGGGAAAUACCCUUUAGAGUUUGAUACUCCGAAUUUCACCGCUCUUCAGCACUUUUUUCUUUUCUUUUCUUUUCCCUUCCCUUCCUUUCUUCCUUUCUUUCCUUUUUCCUCUUCCCUCCUUCGGCCAUUUUUUGGACCCUCCUUUCGGUCUUACCUUUCUUCCGUUCCCCGUCCAACGUUACUUCAGCCUUUUCUAUUCCAAAGUGGAUCCACCAAUAUAAGACUUUAAUACCGCCCACAAACUCACUUACCCACCCACCCACCAACUCGCCCGCUCGCCCACUCACUUAUACACUCCCUCCUCCUCCUGCUCCCAACUGCAUACACUCUCUUGCCAGCAAAAAAAAAACCGCGAAGGGGGGGUGAAGCAAAAAAAAAAAAAAAAAGAUGCACCAAACAACACUGAAUGACGCCGCCCUCGCCCUCUCACGCGUCCUGACCUUCCACCGGAUCCACCACACAUUCUUCGGCGGCUUCGCAAUCCUGGCCACGGGCGCCGACCACCGCGAGUCGAAAGACCUGGACGUCCUCGUCUCCGCCCCCAAAUCCACCAUAACCGAGAUCCUCUCGGACCGUCGCGACUGGCUGGAGAUACCCCAAUCGAGGGAGGACUACGUGGCCUACUUUUGGAAUUCCAGCUCCUUCACCACCUCACCGCUCGAGCCGAAGCACAUGGUGCUGGUGGAGAUGUUCGUGGGCCAGCACGACAAGGCUCGCUUCCCCGAGAGUCGGAACACGGUGCUCAGGGGCUGCAAGAUGGGGACCAGCUACGUCCCCAUCGUCAGCGAGGACGUGCUGUUCCGUGGAAAGCUGAAUGCCUGCGCGAGCAGGGGGAAGAGGAGCGAUGCUCAGGAUGUCGACUACCUGGUCUCCACGUACGGGGAGAGGUUGAAGGUGGUCGCCAAGAGUUUGGAUAAGAGGACCGUGGGCUUGGCCGUUAGGAGGCAUCCUGAACUUAGGAAGGUACUGGCCGAGUUGGGCAUCGGCACCCGUGGCGCCGUUUGGGGGGUCAGGAAGGCCAAGAUUGAAGUUGCCGUUGUGCCCCAGAAGUGGGAUGUGCAUCGGGGGUUGGGGCUCGAGUGUGCUUAGGGCAUUCAUUCAUUCCUUUUUCUUUUCUUUUCUUUUCUUUUUUUUUUUUUCGUUGUCAUGGCUGUUGAUGAUGGGUUCGGAAUUGGGUUGGGUGGAGUUUUUUUUUUCCUUCUUCUUUCUUUCUGGGUACCGAUUAUGGAGGGGAAGGAGGUUGGGUGAUGAGGGGGUAAUGGUGUGGGAUAUCCGUUCGUUUUAUUUUUCGGGAAAAAAAGGUGCAUCGGUUUUGGUUUCUGUUCUUUUUUUUUUUUUUUUUAUAUUUUUUUAUUACAUCUCCACUUGUUUUUCACAUCUUGUUUAGCGAUGCAUAGCGUUGGUUCCUGUCGUUCAUUGGUGGGGGGGAUACUACAAAAAAGGGGCAUGACAUUCAUUUGGGCAUUAUACUGAACCGGUCUUAUGAGAUCGGAGGAGUAUGUAAUAAGUUAGAUAGGGUCUAGUUUUCAACUAAACUAGACUGAGUGAGUGAUAAAGUGUGUUUAGAUUUUUUCAUUAUUCUUCUCUUUUCCUCUUUUUCCUCUUUUUCCUCUUUUUCUUUCAACUCUCUAUAUAGCUAGCUACGGUGGUUAACUUGGUCGUAUAAAAUGGAAUACAGAUGCGGUAGAUGGUACAACCGUACAAGUAUUAAUAUUUCGAUUAUAUGGUACGAUACUGUGUGGGUGACAUAAAAGCAUAAACCUCGCUAUAAUGGAAGUCGCUUCCAUCUUUAAAAGAUUGGUGUGUGUAGGGUUAUAGAAACUGGACGGUCCCUUGCAUGCUUCUCCCGUCCAGUUGUUGAUGGGGGAGGAGCAUACGGUAGUCUAGCGGGACUGUACUCGUACUAGGGUAACGGUA
This is a messenger RNA of Tuber aestivum (summer truffle), 2634 nucleotides long. The record is from the annotation of a GenBank genome assembly. NCBI's taxonomy places the organism in Eukaryota, Fungi, Ascomycota, Pezizomycetes, Pezizales, Tuberaceae.